AUGGAUUCCAACGCGACCACCUUCACCUCGGUGUUGGCCAACGCCAAGCUGGGCAACGUCAACAUCCCUCCUCAGAUCGACUAUGUCAUCGAGACGGUGGCCAACGCUAGCGCCUGGACGAUUCUCUUCACCCUGCUGGCGCUUGCUGUCGCAUACGACCAGAUCAGCUACAUCACCUCCAAGGGCUCCAUCGCCGGACCUACCUUUAAGAUGCCCUUCAUUGGCCCCUUUUUGGAGUCUGUGAACCCAAAGUUCUCGGAGUACAAGGCCAAGUGGGCCAGUGGUCCCCUUAGCUGUGUCUCUGUCUUCCACAAGUUCGUUGUCAUCGCCUCGACCCGUGACAUGGCUCGCAAGGUCUUCAACUCGCCCGGCUACGUCAAGCCCUGUGUUGUUGAUGUCGCCCACAAGCUCCUUGGCCCGACCAACUGGGUCUUCCUCGACGGCAAGCCGCACGUCGAUUUCCGCAAGGGUCUCAACGGCCUCUUCACCCGCCAGGCCCUCGCUUCCUACUUGCCUGGCCAGGAGGCUGUUUACAAGCAGUACUUCCAGGAGUUCCUUCAGACCACCAAGAACGCCGGCGGCGAGCCCGUCCCCUUCAUGCCUUGUUUCCGCGACCUCAUGACCGCCGUCUCAUGCCGCACCUUUGUCGGCCACUACAUCUCGGACGAGGCCGUUCGCAAGAUCUCCUCCGACUACUUCCUCAUUACCGAGGCUCUCGAGCUCGUCAACUUCCCUCUCAUCCUCCCCUUCACCAAGCCCUGGUACGGAAAGAAGGCCGCCGACAUGGUCAUCGGCGAGUUCGCCAAGUGCUCCGCCAAGAGCAAGGUCCGCAUGGCUGCUGGAGGCGAGGUGACCUGUAUCAUGGACGCUUGGGUCAAGUCCAUUCUCGAGUCCAAGAAGUGGCGUGAGGCCGAGGCCAGCGGCUCGACCGAGGGUCUUGAGAAGCCCCACCCCCUCCUCCGCGAGUUCUCCGACUACGAGAUCGCCCAGACCGUCUUCACCUUCCUUUUCGCCUCGCAGGAUGCCACCAGCAGUGCCGCCACUUGGCUUUUCCAGACCAUGGCCCAGCGCCCCGACGUCCUCGACCGUGUUCGCGAGGAGAACAUCAAGGUCCGCAACGGAGACCGCCACGCCGAGUUGAACAUGGACCAGCUCGAAUCUCUGACUUACACCCGUGCCGUCGUCCGCGAGUUGCUCCGCUACCGCCCUCCCGUCCUCAUGGUCCCUUACGUCGUCAAGAAGCCUUUCCCCAUUACCCCUGAGUACACUGUCCCCAAGGGCGCCAUGGUCAUCCCUACUGUCUACCCUGCUCUUCGUGACCCUGAGGUCUACGACCGCCCCGAUGAUUUCGACCCCGAGCGUUACUAUACCGGCGAUGCGGAGGAGAAGGGUGCCAAGAACUUCCUCGUUUUCGGAACCGGUCCCCACUACUGCAUCGGCCAGACGUACGCUCAGCUGAACUUGGCUCUGAUGAUUGGCAAAGCCUCUGUCAUGAUGGACUGGGUUCACCACCCCACGCCGAAGUCUGAGGAGAUCAAGGUGUUCGCGACUAUUUUCCCCAUGGAUGACUGCCCUCUUACCUUCAAGGAGCGCGAGGCAUAG
Molecule: messenger RNA, 1602 nt
Organism: Colletotrichum spaethianum
Lineage: Eukaryota; Fungi; Ascomycota; Sordariomycetes; Glomerellales; Glomerellaceae
Product: cytochrome P450
Exons: 5
Coding region: 1-1602 (533 amino acids)
Biological process (GO): sterol metabolic process
Molecular function (GO): heme binding; oxidoreductase activity, acting on paired donors, with incorporation or reduction of molecular oxygen; monooxygenase activity
Source: RefSeq, a predicted model, not a curated record